Messenger RNA from Phytophthora infestans T30-4, 546 nucleotides. RefSeq names its product aspartyl-tRNA synthetase, putative. Gene Ontology annotation, biological process: aspartyl-tRNA aminoacylation. The record is from RefSeq and is a predicted model, not a curated record. Gene Ontology annotation, cellular component: cytoplasm; cytosol; aminoacyl-tRNA synthetase multienzyme complex. Gene Ontology annotation, molecular function: ATP binding; RNA binding; aspartate-tRNA ligase activity. Bases 1 to 546 code for a protein of 181 amino acids. Lineage: Eukaryota; Oomycota; Peronosporomycetes; Peronosporales; Peronosporaceae. The transcript is spliced from 3 exons.
AUGUGCGAGUUCGUGGGUCUGGAUCUGGAGAUGACUAUUAAGGAGCACUACCACGAGGUCCUGGAGGUGUUCUCGGACCUGUACAUCUACAUUUUCGAUGGCUUGAAGGAACGUUACGCCAACGAAUUGGAUACUAUCAACAAUCAGUACCCGUUCGAGCCGCUCAAGUACAUUAAGCCACGAUCUGAGCACAGAGCACGAGAAGUGGCUGGGUCGUCUCUUCCCGCUGGCGUGCGUCCUUUCUACACGAUGCCAGACCCGACGGACAAGCGUUGGAGCCACUCGAACGACAUGAUGAUCCGAGGCGAGGAGAUGGUCUCGGGUGCGCAGCGUGUGCACAUUCCAAAGCUGCAGAUGGAGCGUAUGGACAUACUGGGUGUGCUUCAGGAGUCGAUGCGCAACUACAUCUACUCGUUCCGUCUUGGCGCUCUGCCCCACGGUGGCGGUGGUAUUGGUCUGGAGCGUGUGGUCAUGUUGUACUUGGGUCUGGGCAACAUCAGUAAGUCCUCCAUGUUUUCGCGUGACCCCAAGAGGUUGCUCCCGUAA